Neltuma alba is the source of this 1015-nucleotide messenger RNA. RefSeq names its product intracellular protein transport protein USO1-like. Lineage: Eukaryota; Viridiplantae; Streptophyta; Magnoliopsida; Fabales; Fabaceae. The transcript has 2 exons. Bases 104 to 1015 code for a protein of 303 amino acids. The record is from RefSeq and is a predicted model, not a curated record.
UUUUGUCAUCUUAACAAUCCAUCCAUUUCCUCUUACUCAUCAUCCUCAGCCUCAUCCUCCUCCUUGCUUCUUGGACCAGAUUAUCAUUAGUUUCUUCCCCUGAAUGCACACCAUGAGCCAACUUCGAGCAGUUUCAGCCCCAGAAUUAAUACCUUCUUCAAGCAGCAUUGCUCAACCAGGCCAAGAAAAUAUUGGUUUCGAAGGGGUUGCCACCAAUGUGAAGCUGUUGCUGAAAUUAAUUCAAGAUCAUAAUGUGGGGAACCCGAAAGAUAAUUUGGAGCGCAAACAUCAUAGGGUGGCUGGGAUGAUUUCAAUCAUAGAUGAAGUUAAGAACAGGAUUCAAAAGAUUCAAACGACUUCAAAGAGAAGAGCUGAACUCCGGCGGUGCAACACUGAUGUUAAGCCUAAUAUUCCGAGCCCAAGGGAGAAAAAAGGUCCUGAACUGAUAACAGAUGAGAAAGAAAGGCUAAGGAGAGAGCUUCAUGCAAGCUUGAUAGCGAGACAGAGCAUUCAAGCCAUAUGUUCAAGUUUGGGAAAAGAGAAGCAAAUAAUGGCAGCAGAACUUGCAAGGAAGGCUCAAGAAUUGUCAGAAUUGGAGGACUAUAUUAUUGAUCUGAAAGAUCAGAACCAUAUGUUGAUGGAGAAGUUGCGCUCUUGCGGCUUAGAACACAGGGAGAGGAGUAGUGAAAUGGAAAUGCAAGGCAACAUGGCGCUGCAAGAGAGAAACAAGGAACUCUCAGAGCAGCUCCUAAACGUAAAUGAUGGUUUUCAAUCUCUGAAGAAAAAAGUCAUAGAAACACAAGAGGAGAACACGCAGAUUCUUGCUACAAUGGAGGAAAUGGAGGGGGAAGUUCAAGCAGGCAUUGACAAGAUACAUGGCUUCAAGGGAAAAUUGGCAACAAAAGGUGAAGACGACCUCAAUAUCAAAGAGGACAUUUCAGCUUUAGAGCAUGUGCUCGAAUCUCUCAGCUUGAAAAUUUCAAAACAUAGGCAAAAGCAAACCUGGGAUCAUUAA